GCGCUCAGCUCGUCCCUCUCUUCGCAGUCUGGAAAUGCACUUCCGGUCGGUGAGACGUGGCUGACCGUGGAAAAUCUUUCAGGAGGGAAAUCGGGAGACUGCCUGCUGUAGGCUACUCCUGCUCUCAGACAGCACAGCAGUGCCUGGAUGGCAGGGUCUAGCCGGAGUAAAAACUGUAGGAAUUGCAGCCGGGCUCCUCUCUGCCUUACAGUACCCUACAUGUUUCUUCAAAGUGCUUUGCGGAGGUCUGGGCUGAUGAGCGCAGGACCUGAGAAGCCUGUUUGGGCAUUUGCAAUGCUGCUCCUUGGUGCCGCCCUACUGGCAUCAUCCUUCGGCGGUAAGAUGAUGGCUCAGACUGCUGUGGCCCAAGCAAAGACGGCACCUGCAGGACCAGGACCAUGGUGCAUUAAGGACCUUCUAGACCUGGAUAAACUGUUCUCCAUAGAUAACCUAGAUGUUUGGUUCUACUCACUUGUGGGAUCAAUUGCCAUCGGACUCAGUGGCAUCUUCCCACUCUUAGUGAUACCCAUUGAAGCAGGAACAACUUUGAAAACCGAGGCUGGGUGUCAGAAGCUGAAGAAGCUGCUGAGUUUUGCCAUUGGUGGUCUCCUAGGCGACGUGUUUCUCCACCUCCUUCCUGAAGCGUGGGCUUACACUUCCAGUCCUGAUGGGUCCCACAGCCACUAUCAUACACAGGGUUUGUGGGUGAUAGGGGGUCUGCUGUCCUUUCUGAUUUUGGAAAAGGUGUUCCCUGAUUUUGACAGUGACCCAGAGAGCAAAGCUGCCUGCCAAAGAACUAAAUCGUCUUCAACCGCUCUGAGCAGCGAGGUCUCUGUGUCCCCAAAAACAAAUGGCAUCUGCUCAAACAACAACGCAGACUCCAAGCCAAAUACUGACAUCAGCAUUUACACAGAGCCCGAGAAAAUAAAGACAAGUGGUUAUCUAAACCUUCUUGCUAACUGCAUUGAUAACUUCACUCAUGGGCUGGCAGUGGCAGGAAGCUUCUUAGUAAGCCGAAAGGUUGGUUUCUUAACAACCUUCGCUAUUCUGCUUCAUGAGAUCCCUCAUGAGGUGGGAGAUUUUGCCAUUUUGCUGCGGGCAGGAUUUGACCGUUGGAAGGCCGCCCGUAUGCAGCUCUGUACAGCGUUAGGAGGAGUCCUGGGGACAUGUUUUGCUCUUUGCUCCCAAUCACAGAAUGGGGCAGAGAAUGCCACUGCCUGGAUCCUGCCCUUCACCUCAGGUGGCUUUCUCUACAUUGCCUUGGUCAAUGUGGUACCUGAUCUGCUACAGGAGACCAACCCUAGGAACUCCUUUCUACAAAUUCUGCUGUUGUUUUGUGGGAUAGCAGUCAUGGCUCUUCUCUCAGUCAUCAUGGAAUAGCCAUAGGCAAGCACUUCUUUUAUCAAGGGACAUUGAGAGUGCUAACUGGCAUGCUGAGGGACUUAUGGACAAUUCACUCCACUGGUUAUGCUUUAAUUUAAAGAUUUUUGUCACCCUCAAAGACCAUGUGAGGAAAUACCAAUGAAAGAAACAGCCUUGACAAUCAGGUGUUUGAAUCUGUGUCCAUGUGAUUUUAGCCUUAUCCUUCACCCCUGUGUCCGGAUUAAAUAGAAACUAAACUCAUGAUGCCUUAUAGGCACCAGCUGAAACUGACGGGGAAUACAGGUUUGUGCAAAUGGUGCUCAGAAAUAACAGUGGUUGUUUUGGUUGAAAUAUGCCAGAACAUUUUCUACUAUUAUGCAUUCUUCUUCAUGUUCCUGCUGGGUGUCAUUAAACUUUUCACCUUUUGUCAAACACAUUUCUAAUGUCUGUAGGUUACAUCAAUGGGAUUCACUUUAAUUGUAGCACACUGCACAUGCAGGUUUCACAAGUCAACACUUUAUCCUCUAUUAAGAGAGGCACAUACGCUUACAUAAUCAGAUUUUUGAUUGUCAUCAUAAUUGAGUUUCCU
Molecule: messenger RNA, 1951 nt
Organism: Cyprinus carpio (common carp)
Lineage: Eukaryota; Metazoa; Chordata; Actinopteri; Cypriniformes; Cyprinidae
Product: zinc transporter ZIP13-like
Biological process (GO): intracellular zinc ion homeostasis; zinc ion transmembrane transport
Cellular component (GO): membrane
Molecular function (GO): zinc ion transmembrane transporter activity
Source: RefSeq, a predicted model, not a curated record